Truncatella angustata is the source of this 1062-nucleotide messenger RNA. Its product is annotated as kinase-like domain-containing protein. Bases 1 to 1062 code for a protein of 353 amino acids. The record is from RefSeq and is a predicted model, not a curated record. Gene Ontology annotation, biological process: vacuolar protein processing; regulation of vacuole fusion, non-autophagic; protein phosphorylation. Gene Ontology annotation, cellular component: Golgi apparatus; cytoplasm. The transcript is spliced from 4 exons. Gene Ontology annotation, molecular function: protein serine/threonine kinase activity; ATP binding. NCBI's taxonomy places the organism in Eukaryota, Fungi, Ascomycota, Sordariomycetes, Amphisphaeriales, Sporocadaceae.
AUGGCGCAACUCUUCCAAGACCUCAUCUACUCCUUCGGGAACUGCCUGAACUGCUUCCCGGGUUCGCCGUCCCUCAAGAUAAACAGCCGCUCCUUCAAAAUCCUGCGGCUGCUGGGCGAGGGCGGCUUCUCCUACGUAUACCUGGUGCAGGACACGUCCUCGGGGGACAUGUUCGCCCUCAAGAAGAUCCGCUGUCCCUUUGGCGCCGAGUCCGUUCAGCAGGCCAUGCGCGAGGUCGAGGCUUACAAGACCUUUGCCCACUCGCCCGGCAUCAUCCACAGCGUCGACUACUCCAUCGCGUCCGAGCGCAACGACCCGGGCUCCAAGACCGUCUAUGUCCUGCUGCCGUACUAUAAGAGGGGGAACCUGCAGGAUAUCAUAAACGCCAAUCUGGUUAACCACACAAAGUUCCCGGAGAAGAAGCUCAUGGUCCUGUUUCUCGGCGUGUGUAAGGCCAUGAAGGACAUGCAUCAUUACCAAGCCCCAGCAGGCGGCGAGCGCAUGGAGAUGGGAAAUGCGAAAGCAGGAGAAGAAGACCAGGUUGCCGCGCCUGGAGAGAGGAGGUCAUAUGCGCAUCGUGAUAUCAAGCCAGGAAACAUCAUGAUCGACGACGAUGGUUCAAACCCUAUAAUUAUGGAUUUGGGGUCAGUUGCGAUUUCACCAAUACCCAUCACGUCACGGUCACAAGCUAUCGCUAUGCAAGAUACAGCCGCAGAACACAGUACGAUGCCCUACCGAGCACCCGAGCUGUUCGAGGUCAACACAGGGGCCAUAAUCGACACGAAAGUAGACAUAUGGUCACUAGGCUGCACACUAUACGCCUGUCUAGUCGGCAAGUCGCCCUUCGAGAUGCGCAGUGACGAGACCGGAGGCAGCUUGAGUAUGUGUGUCCUGGGCGGAGAUUGGAGGUUCCCUGAUGAGGGCCCCAAGGCUAUCAGUGAGCCGAUCAAGGAGGUUGUGCGGAAAUGCUUGACGGUCGAGCCGGACCAUAGGCCAGAUAUUGACGAGCUGAUAGCCAUGGUGGAAGAGGUAGUGGAGGAACUACCUGAUAGUGCCGCUUAA